Messenger RNA from Belonocnema kinseyi, 2690 nucleotides. RefSeq names its product cell division cycle 5-like protein (gene Cdc5). Bases 147 to 2540 code for a protein of 797 amino acids. Gene Ontology annotation, molecular function: DNA-binding transcription factor activity, RNA polymerase II-specific; RNA polymerase II transcription regulatory region sequence-specific DNA binding. Gene Ontology annotation, cellular component: spliceosomal complex; Prp19 complex. Gene Ontology annotation, biological process: regulation of transcription by RNA polymerase II; mRNA splicing, via spliceosome. The transcript has 7 exons. NCBI's taxonomy places the organism in Eukaryota, Metazoa, Arthropoda, Insecta, Hymenoptera, Cynipidae. The record is from RefSeq and is a predicted model, not a curated record.
UGUCAUUCGUAUAUUAACAAUGACACCAGUUCAUGAUGUGAUUUUUUGUUAGAAUAAGUGCAAAUUUAACAACAAAGUGACUUUAUUUCAUUUUUGUGCUGUUCUGCAUUGGUUUUAUCUGAUUUUAUAAAAGUAAACACGUCAAAAUGCCGCGAAUAAUGAUAAAGGGUGGUGUUUGGCGGAACACGGAGGAUGAAAUUUUGAAAGCAGCUGUGAUGAAAUAUGGCAAAAAUCAAUGGAGUCGGAUAGCAUCUUUACUUCAUCGAAAAUCUGCAAAACAGUGCAAAGCAAGAUGGUUCGAAUGGUUAGAUCCCAGUAUUAAAAAGACGGAGUGGAGUCGAGAAGAGGACGAGAAGCUUUUGCAUCUUGCAAAAUUAAUGCCAACACAAUGGAGAACCAUCGCUCCAAUUAUCGGAAGAACUGCCGCACAGUGCCUGGAAAGAUACGAGUAUUUACUCGAUCAAGCUCAAAGAAAAGAAGAAGGCGAAGAUGCUUCGGACGAUCCACGAAAACUGAAACCAGGCGAAAUCGAUCCGAAUCCAGAAACGAAACCAGCCCGACCUGAUCCUAAAGACAUGGAUGAGGAUGAACUCGAGAUGCUGUCGGAAGCAAGAGCCAGAUUAGCCAAUACGCAAGGAAAAAAGGCGAAACGCAAGGCCCGCGAGAAGCAGUUGGAGGAGGCGAGAAGGCUUGCUGCUUUACAGAAACGCAGGGAAUUGAGAGCAGCUGGAAUCACCGUGAACCAAAAAAAUAAGAGAAAAAGAGAGUUGAAUUACAACACGGAAAUUCCCUUUGAAAAGAAACCCGCGGCGGGGUUUUAUGACACCUCAACUGAACACGUGGAUCCAUUAGCUGCUGAUUUUUCGAGACUGAGGCAGCAACAUUUAGACGGAGAAUCGAGACAGGACGCUGAGAUGAUUGAAAGACGAAAAGACAAGCAGAAACUGAAACAGCGAAAGGAGAAUGACAUGCCGAUGGGAAUGUUGAAUAACGAGGAGCCUAUUAAGAAACGCAGUAAAUUGGUUUUGCCGGAACCGCAAAUCUCUGAUAAUGAGUUGCAGCAAGUUGUGAAACUUGGUCGCGCGUCGGAGGUGGCUCGUGAAAUCGUAUCUGAAGGAGAUGCAACUGAUACUUUGCUGGCUGAUUACUCCUUGACCCCAAACACUGCCGUAACUCCGAGGACACCAGCUGUUCAAGAUCGAGUGCUUGCAGAAGCUCAGAAUGUCAUGGCCUUGCUAAAUGUGGACACUCCGUUGAAAGGAGGCUUAAAUACCCCACUCAUAAAUUCCGACUUCACUGGAGUUGUGCCUUCUUCAAAUGCUGUCGUAACGCCAAACACGAUACUUGCGACGCCAUUCCGAUCACAAAGAAGCGAUGGGACGCCAAUUGCUUCUUUUAAUACGCCAGGAUCUGUCCGAACUCAAAACGGUGUUCUAGCACCGACUCCAGUUCGAGACAAACUCAACAUAAAUUCCGAAGAUGCCUUGGAAGGAUCCGAAACGCCUGCUCUUAAGAAACAGGUAAAGGAACAGUUGUGGGCAGGUCUCAGGACGUUGCCAACACCGCGGAAUGACUAUGAAAUAGUCGUUCCUGAAGAAGAAACAGAUGAGAAUAGCAUGAUCUCUGCAAAUGAUGUCGUUGAAGAUCAAGCUGACAUUGAUGCCCGAAAGCAGCAGGAAAUUCUUGAACAAAGGAAAAGAGAACUCUCUCGACGUUCUCAGGUCAUACAGAGGGAUUUACCUCGGCCAGUCGAGGUAAAUACCAAUAUUUUACGACCAAUUGAUUCUUCAUUAAACGACCUGCAAAGGGCUGAAGAGCUCAUUAAGAAAGAAAUGGUGACAAUGAUGCAGUUUGAUGCUCUUCAAAAUCCGAUGCCUACAAACAAGAGAUCAAAUAACGCCCAGGCACAAGCGCAGUCAUUUUUAAAUUCUCAUCCUUAUGCCGACUUUGAAAAAGAGGAAUUGGGACAUGCAAAAAAAUUGAUUGAAAAUGAGAUGAAUGUUGUUCGUAAAGGUAUGGACCACGGAGACAUCAGUUUAGAAGCCUACUCCACAGUUUGGGACGAAUGUUUGUCACAGAUUUUAUAUCUUGAGCCGCAAAAACGAUACACGCGAGCGACACUCGUCUCGAAAAAAGAUAGGAUCGAAGCCUGUGAAAGGAAGUUGGAAGAAAAUCGAAUGCUCAUGACCGGUGAAGCCAAACGGGCUGCCAAGAUGGAAAAGAAAUUAAAGAUUUUGACUGGAGGAUAUCAGGGUCGCGCACAAGCCUUGUCGAAGCAGUUCAACGACACAUGGACUCAAAUUGAACAACUGAGACUUGAAUUAUCGACUUUUAAAUUUCUCAAGGCACAGGAAGAAGCGGCUUUGCCCAGGAGAAUAAAUGCACUCGUUGAGGACGUCAACCGACAAAAGGAACGGGAAAAACAUUUACAGGCCAAGUAUUCGCAUUUGCAAGAGCUACUGCGUGAAAAUAUUACUCAAAGGGAAGAUCCUGUUCCUGAAAGAACAGAAGAUAUAUACGAUGCUAAUACUAAUGUUUAAAUUUAUCGCUGUUUUAUAUUUUACGUUAUAAUUUCGUGAGGUAUUAAAUAUUUCCAUCGUUUGAAAGAAUUGCAAACUUAUUGUGAUUUAUUUGUUAAUCUGAGACAUUAUCACUUUGUGAUUUUCAAUAAAUCUAUGUCUGAACUAGAA